GGGUUGGACAGGGCUCUGAACAACCUGGUCUAGUGGAAGGAGUCCCAGGUGCUUGAAACUAGAUGACCUUUAACGAGCUCAUUCAAUUCAAACCUUUCUGUCAUUCUAUGGUUCAUGGUGCCAUCCUAUGGUGUCAGAUAGUUCUUGUUAAACAUGUGAGCCCACUUGGCAACACUGGUGCUUCCCAGCCAUUUCACCUGCAGGCCUCUCUGCUUCUGAGAUACCUGAGGUGGCUCAACAACCAGGACCACCAGCAGGAAUUUCCAGGGUGCCAGCAACCUCCUCCAGGACAUGCCCAUCUUCUGUUUUGUGAGAUCCACAUUCAGGUCAUAACUCUCGUGCUCCUUCUCACACUCACUAGGUGAGGCCAGAGCUCUCUCCAGAGUAAUGUGAUCCCAUAUUUUUCCUGAAUGCCAGGCAGGUGAGCCGUGUUACUUUUCCAUUGUUCUGAUGCUUGCAACAGCUCUCUGGUGUCCUUCACAGACUACCCCAGUUCCCUCUGCAAAGCCACCCUUUCAUCUUCACUCCUGAAGUGUCUCAAAUCACCAGGCACUGAGGCAGUGCGGGGGUAGUGGGUUGGGAGUCCAGCUACAGUAGUUUGGUGUGAGUGCUCCACACUGCAUUUCUGACCCUCUUCUUCUUGCUGGACCCCUGAAAAGUGUCAGGGCCCAUGGACAGCAAGAACUUGGUUUCUCCAGAAGCGUUUUGCCAGCUCCUCACCCCUCUCUCCUGCAAUCAGCUCAUCCUGAAGAGGUUGAGCAGGCCAUCAUUCUCCCAAAGCUUCAUUGUGGCCCUCUUCCUUUCCUCCUCAUCCUCUCCCAACCCACUGCCCCCAUCCCCUUGUGAGCAAGGUAUGUGUGCAGUCCUUGGGAUGGGGGCAUCCAGCCCCUCCCUCCCCUGGCUUGCAGCUGGUCAUGGGCAGAGGAUGCUUGGAGGUCAUUAUUUUGCAGCUUUCACAAUAUUGUUCUCACUUUGUCUAUGGAAAAUUGCCUCCUCUGCCCUUCUUGUCAGGGGCUGAGGGCGACUCCAUAACACUGCGGUAAGUGGUAUUAACUAACCUUUGCUAGUGACCUGUCUCUCUUGUUUCAUUUUGAGCCAAGGGCAACAGGUUCAUUUGUCUUUGUCCUUAUUGGUUCUUCUACUCAACUUGCUGGAAAACAAGCCCCAAAAAUCCCCAGCCUUGAUAUUUACCAAGAGUCACGGAAACUGCUUUGAUUACCAUGGGUGCCAGACUCUGCUGAGCAGUACUGGCACCAUCAUGGCCCAUGGCUGGGCACAGGACUGGAGCCAGGGAAAACUAUGCUGCCAGGAUGCUCACAGAGAAAUGAGAAAAACCAGCUGCUGCUUCUCUGAGCCUGGAAGCAUCACCUGGCUCCCAGUGGCUUUGCACACUUUUUGCUUAUUUGUGAUCACUGGUUGCUGGCAAGUGAAGCAUGGGGGCAGGAGGGUGGGAGGUGGGCACAAGCCGAGGGAAUGGAUCCAUGUGCAUCCCAUGCUCGCAUGGAGGCAUCCUGCUCCUGCUGGGCUUGGGAAACUGCUCUGUGGGCAGAGCAGGGUAGGUCACUUGUCCCUGGUUAGGGGCAUGAGUCUCCCCCAUACCAUGUGGCUGGUGGGGUGACCAGGAUAAUUUCCCAGGGGGGGUGAUAGAGGCAGGCAGGACAGCUGCUGUCAGAGGUGUAGUCAGCUCCAUGGGCAGGGAGCUUGCUGUCAGCACCUCUGCCACCAACACUUUCCAUAUGAGGAAAAGAUCCUUCCCUACAGCUAGGAGGUCUUGCUGGUCAGGGCCACCAGGAAGGGCUGGCACCCAUGACAUCAUGUCUGGAGUUUGCCUUUUCUCUGCAUCUGAAUCCCCAGGAGCAGAAGCCUGGGAGCACCUGUCAGCUUGGGCAGACUCCUCCACUGCAACUGAGCUGUAAUUCCAGGCACAGCCAGUGCCUGUGAUGCUUCCCCAAGCCUCAGUGCCUGUGACAGCCUCAGUGGCUCUGCCCGCACAGGGCUGGGUCUCCUGCCCAGCACAGGCACAUUUCAGCUCCUCACCACACACAUGAGGAGAAGGUGGUGAAGGAGAUGGAGCUGAGGCUGGCAGGGAGACACCAAGCAGCUCACAAAGGCCAGAACCAGGCUUUGCAGCCCAUGCAUCACCUGGGGCUGAGUUUGGGCUGAAGAUGCAGUGUGUGAUUGUGGGGUGAGAGAGCUUAACGACCCUGAGCCUUUAUCUGUCAGGGUGAGCAAGAAGUUACUCCCAAUUAGCUAAAGUGAUGGGCUAAUUUGGUGGUGAAGGCAGGAGGUGGAUCACUGUGGGUAAGACUGACAGCUCUGCAUCGCUGUCUAGUUCAAGGGACUCUGCUAGACAAAAAGGCCCUGUGUUAGCAAGGUGAUGCACUUUUCCAGCCCUGGCUCCUAGGAGAUACCAUCAUGAAGCUACUUCCAGAAGCCCACAUGGGUUUCAGCAAAAGCAGAGUUUGGGUCUGUUUGACAAUGAGGUUUCACUGCAGCCUGUCACGUCUCAGAUGAGGCUUCAGGAACAGGAUCGUUUGCCAGUAACCACCACCUUGUGCUGAUGUUAUCUAGUUUCUGCAGAAUGAACUUGCUGAGUUGUCAUCUGUGACACCGUCAGGGGAAGUCCUGACUCCUGACACUGCAGUUCCUGCCUCUGCUUUGCCAUGGCCCCAAUUCCAGCAGCAUCAUCUGGGCUGGUUGGAUUUGCUGGACACCUGCUUGUGCUGAAAUGUCAUGAGGUUGUCAGAAAGACCUGGGCAGCAAGGCUGUGCUGUAGGUCUGCAGGCUCCCAAAUCCAGUGGAGCCACUAGCAGGCUAACAUGUAGUUUCUGGUUGAGGAUAAAAUGGCUACUGACAGCUCAUCUCAGGGUGAUGCUGAACACUUGGUGACUAGACAAGCAGCAAGAGGGGGUUUGCACUAGAGCUAACGUGUGGGUAUUGGCAGGUGCCUCUCAGUACGUGGGCUACUGACUUCUGUGACAGAGGCAAACUCUGUGGGUGCCAGGCAGAGGCACUGCUUCAUUAUGCAGGUGUUUGCCAAGUGAGGCAUCCCUUUUCUUCUGUGCAGACUUUCCCUGGAGGCAGUGACCUGAUUCACUCUCUAGCUCCAGCCAGCAGAUAAUGGAUGAGUGGCUAAGGUAGUCAUGUGCUGGUGCAUGCUGGCACUGCUCUAUGGCUGGGCAGCAUGAUGGCACCCCAUGCAGCCAGUGUAACAGGCUGGCAAAGCUAAACUCACUGGUCCAAACUAACUACCUCAGCUGCAGGUGCAAGGCGUUCUCUGUGUCUGUAAAGUGGAUGCAGGCACUGUUCCGCUGUCUGUUAAAUACCUGCAGGUCGCUGGAUUACGUGCACAAGUUUAGGAGCAAAGCAAGCUGCCAGUGUACCCUGUGUGACAUGGAGCCUCAUUCAGGCAGGGCUUUGGAGCAGCACAUUUCCUCACCUGAUAGCAACCGUCUGCUGUGGCUGCAGGGUCCUGCGCUGCUCGGCAGCUGAGUUCGCAUGCUGGGGUAGCAGCACCUCAGCAUUUCUCCCAGCCAUGCUCUGGAGUGUCCCUAAGUGCCAGCUGGCACCUGGGAAGUUUAGAUGAGAGUGCCAAAGGGUUCAAGGCUGUGCUCCAAAUUCAAGAUAGAGCUAGUUGGUGGGUCCCUCUCACUGUGCAGCAGUGGGGAAAGGCUACAUGAGGAAUGGGAUGAAGAAGAGCACAUCUAUCCUUUAUAACUAUAAUGCCAUAGUAGGUGGGAGGAAGCUUCCCUGGGCUGCUGUGUUUGCUUCUGUCUUCCCUGCUGUGAAAUCAGGAGACAUCCAAAGAUGGGUGCUGACCUAAAUUAGGACUGCAGGAAAAUUUCCCUAUGUAGGGACUAAAAGUCCCACCAGUUUAGAGUGGAAACCAGUGAAAUGCCACAUGAUAGAGAUGUGCAGAGCAAUCCCUGGCUUAGAGAUAAGUCUGUUCCUCUGCUCACCCCCUCACAAGAUGUUCAAAGAAAUGGAAAGACAACUCAUUUCACACUGGUAAACUGACACACUUCUCACAGAGCCAGAAAACUGGUUUGUGCAGGUGGACAAGAUGCCCUGCUGGCCAACAGCUUCAGAGGGCUCACAAAGAAUCAGAUAUUGAUAUGAAAAACAGGGAUACCCAAAACUGAAGUUAAAAAGUUUGGCUUAAAUAAGAUGAAAGAUGGGAUGAUUCUUGGACAUCUACUUUGGGGUUUGGGUAAAGAAUGGUGGCAAGGAGUUUCUUUUUUACCGUCCCUUCUUUGAAACCAAUUUUGGCACUAUUAGUGACACCAGGAGGACCAAGUCUUCAAGUCAGGGCCUUGCACCAUCACUACUGGCAUGUCUUAGGGUGUAGCACUUCUCCCUCAUCCCACCUCCAAAGCACCAUCAGGGAUGAGGUGCCAUGGGAGGCUGCAGGUCACCUGUGUCCGGGCACUGGUGUUGGCAGCCAUGGACAAAGCUGUAGGAAAAGCAGCCAUGUCCCAGGAGGCUGAUUACAGAUCGCCUCUCUCUUGCCAGGGUACCAAAAUGCAAGGGUGGAAAGUACAGGAUUGAUGAUCAUCUGAAACUGCUCCCUUUCCCUCCCUCCAUCUGCUGCUCCCAGCCCCUGGGGAAACCUGUGGGACUUCACAAGCCCUCUGAAAUAGCCAGCACUAAGCAAGGCCUCCCUUGGUGUUUGGACGUUGGACCAUGGGCCUCCUUCCUUGUGUUUUUCUCAAAAAGGCAUUGAAGAGCCCUGGCUGGGGGAUGGACCAGGUGUGGGUCACGGGCUCAGCCCUGCUGCUGCCUCCCCCAGCAGCCUGCUCUGGGACUCUGCGUUGUCUCCCAGAGAGCUGGCAGCAGGCAAGAGCUGUGUGUGCCAGGGUGCACUGUCCAGGCUGAUGGGGCUUAUACCCAUUUGUGUGCUUUGAUAACUCUGCCAGUAUGGCUCUGCCAUUCAGUGCUACUUGCACAGGCAGUGCAUGUACCUUCUGCACAGCUCCCCAGUCCUCUCCUUCACAGCCACUCUGCCCCAUGCUGCCCGUCCUCCCCCACGCUGCCUCCAACGUGCUGGGCUCUGGCACUGCUUAUACAAGCACCACACACACCUGGGCACAAGCUCACUGCAUGUGAGCCCGUCAGCGCAGCUGCUUGUGCUGAACACCUCCUCCAACCAUGCUGCACGAGCUGAAGGUUUGGGAAGCUCUUGUUCCCACCAAGUUGGGUGGAGAGAAGGGAAAACCAGUGCACACAGCCCCGUAAUCCAAAAGUGAAGCAGAUCCCAUUGGGGUGGAAGUACAGUACUAGCAUGAGUGUUGUUCACAGCCAUCUCCUGCUGAGGUGGGUGUCUCAGAGUCUAUCUGCCAGAACAUGCCCUAAAUAAGCUGUACUCAGUCCUUGGGAGUCUUGAACGUGUUUUGUGGCGAUGGGUGGUAUUGAAGAACAUUUUCCUCAGAAUGGAGUCAUGAAGCAGCAACGUAAUACACUCAAGAGUCACGUAUUAAUUUAAGAGACAAGUGAUGCAUUCACCAUCCACCCCCAUGCCAUGGAUCAUGGUUUCAACCAAUGCCCAGUGAACAUCAGAUCCUCCAUCAGGCAUUGUUCAUCCCCUGGGAGCACAACUUUUGCUGCUUGGUCGUUGCAGUUGGAUUCACUGCAGCAGUAGCAGAGGCCCAAGGCUGAGUCCUGCUGCCACCAUGGUCAGGCUGAACAGGCGCAUGUGCCUCUCCUGCUCUUGUGUGGCCUGGAAAUGCACACACUGGAAAGCACGAAGGAAGCUGGGGCCAUGGCCCCUUGCCAUCACCAGUAAGUCUACCCCGAGUGGAUCAGCCCUUCUGGUUAAACGGGUCACUGCCCUUCCUCUUUGGGCCUUCCCCGUCAUCACCGAACGAGACUACCUCCGAGAUGAGUCAAACCGUCAGACAACAUCUGCACCCUCCGCACACCCUGUCCAUGCGCUUGGAUAGUUCAACUGGUGGGCUCAGCCCAGGCAGCGGAAGCAAAGACACCCUGCUUGACUGGGGGGCGUCUGAUAGCUGAACCUUUUCAGUGUCCCAAGCGUGGCUGGGUGAUCUGGUCCAUUUUUGACCGAUCCCAGGAGGUAGACAAAGCCUGUGAAGAUAGCAGUGAGAGAAAGUUUGGCCUUGAAUGGAUGUACUCUACCAGGGUUUGGGAUCUGCUGACCUGGAGACUCUUGUGAGUGUACAUCUGAGUACUUGCUCAUGAGGUGCUAAGUCCUUGCCAGGAACAGAUUAGAGGUUGAUCAACUAAAGACACAACCAGUUCAUCUGUACAGGACAGGGGAAGGAGAAUGUGGUUAAUCCCUUCAAAAUACUCUCAUAAUCUGUGAACUCUCAUAAUCUGUGUCUUGAGACUGAAACUCCUGUAUGUGCAGGACAUCUGACCCUGCCAACCUCCUGUCAACCCUUCAGCUGGGAGCUCUAGCCAGGCUUGCUCUUCUUCUCCAGUGGAGUCAGAUGGACCCCAUCUACCUGGAGCUCGGUGUCCGUAUCUGGAAAGCUAGCACAUGUGGCGUUUUCUUUCUACAGUUUUCUUCUUUUAAAAUAUGGACACAAAAAAUGCAUUACUAAUGACAUUCAAAAAAAACCCACAGGAAAGUGGCAAAGCCAAGUACCAAAGACCUAGAAAUUGCCAGAAAUGGGUUUGCCUGGGCAGCCUAGCUUAGCUGUCUUGUGCAUAUGAUAAUUUCCUGCAGUUUGCCCUGGAUUGCCACCUCUUCAGCACCCAGGCUGGACCUUGGCUGGAGGGAGCAAUAAGUUGGACAGCUAGGCUGCCUCCUUUCUUAGCAGGGCUGGGAAGCUCCUAUCAAGUUGGUGAAGCAAGAGACUGCAGAAAGAAAGGACGUUCUCCUGGGUAGACCGCUGAUGCCUCCCUGGAGAGCUGGGUCUGUGUCUACCCCUGCCUCGAAGUUACUCUGUGAGUCGGUGAGCCACAUAAGCAAGAGCUUUCAAAGGAGCAGCUGCAUCUUCCUCAUUUCCCAGAGCUGCUUUACAGAAGUGCUAAAGGUAUAACUCCAUCCCCUCAUCCCCCACUUCGGACCUGAAAAGGUGGCUGAGAAAACAGCUUCAUAAAUAACCCUGAAACACUCAUUCAGUGCUGAAGUGAUGAACAUUAGAAAGAGUCUGUGAAGAAAUGGAAAAGCAGGAUGUUGGAGCAGGCUGGCUGCAGGACAAGAUGAAGUUUCCGGCCACGUGACUUUCAGCUUACAUCCCCAAGGUUCUGAGAAACCACAAGGAGGCUGAGACCUAAAGGGAAGGUGCAGAGGCUCUGAGAGGAGAGGCAGCGAAAGUGUCGGAGUGCUGCGCAGAAGGACAGAGUGCUUCCGAGACGAGUGAGAGCAGGGAACCAAGGGCCAUAUCAGAGGUGACAGAGGAGGACAGAGGAGAGGCAGAGAAGCAAGACAGAAGGCAAGCACAUCAAGAGCACAACGUAAGCUGAAGAGACCCUGGGAGCCAGAAACAGCAGCCAUGCCCCACAGCUCUGACAGCAGUGAUUCCAGCAGCUUCAGCCAGUCUCCCCCUCCCAGCAAGCAGGACUCUUCUGAUGACAUGAGGAAAGUCCAAAGGAGGGAGAAGAAUCGAAUUGCUGCCCAGAAGAGCCGCCUGAGGCAGACCCAGAAAGCAGACACACUGCACUUGGAGAGUGAAGACUUGGAGAGACAGAAUGCUGCCCUGCGCCGGGAGAUCAAGCAGCUGACAGAGGAAAUGAAGCACUUCACCUCAAUGCUGAGCUCCCAUGAACCGCUCUGCUCCAUCCUGGCAUCCCCUCCACCGCCUCCAGAAGUGCUUUAUGCCACACACUCUUUUCACCAGCCCCACAUUAGCUCCCCACGCUUCCAACACUGAGCCAGCCAGCAGGACAGCAGCAUGCCAGCUCCACUGAUGGCAAGAAGUAACUUCGUGGGGCUUGCUUUUCCAUCCAAGGGAAGGAAUUGGACGGACAGACAUUCCUUCUUGAUAUGUACUCUGAGUGAUUUGCCUAAGACUUGCUCCCUGUGCAGAAAUGGCAGAGCCACCAUGAGGCAUCUUUGGACCGUUUCCAGCUUGGAUUCUGGGAAGAAGAGGCAGUCACAAAAGGGCACCAACCCCCUUUUCUGGUCGUUGUUUGGGGAGACUCACAGGAGUGUGCAGUGCCGGCAGCCUCCAUAAGAGCAGCUGGCUGUGGCAUGCAACAACCAGAGCUCCAGAAGAGGAAAGGGAGCAGGGGUGGAGGGAAAGGUUGGGGGCCACAGAGUGUCAGGGCAAAACUGGUUUAUUUUUGUAAAAUAAAGAUUGAAAAUGCUUAACUCUUUGUUUCCAAUAUAGGAUUUGAGUUACUCCUAAGGCCUGGCAUGAUACACUGAAGACACAGGCAGCAAGAGGGGAGAACUCGGAGCCCAGGAAACAGCCCUGCAUGCACAGGAGUCUAAUCCAGAGCCAGUAAUCAGAGCCCCACAUUUAGAAGGGGGCGCCUAUGCACGUAGGCUGGACAGGCUGAGGAAGAAUGGUUUGUGGGGUGAUGGGGUCCCUGGGGAGGAAGGGUCCCUCCUUGCUGCAGGACUGGACCUGGCUAAUGAGUGUGACAUGCCAUGUAGUAUCACAGGUCUCUUCCCUGCUGACCCUCUUGGCUCCCUGCUACUGGUGGCUAUGCCUCCACAUGCUCCCCUUGCUCCCCUUGCAUGUGUGGAGGUGCACUGCCAUGUUGUGCCAGCUCACAGGCAGGUCUUGGUGGGCUGAUGGAGCCUUCAGCUUGGCCAGCAGCACAGCUGGGAAGGAGCAUCAUGGUAUGGAGGGAGCUGGUGAUGUUGUCCUCGAGUGCACAGGAGAAGCAGGACCUAGCAGGACUCUUGCUCCAAGCUACCCUGCUAAGGCACGUAGCUGCAGUCUACAUUCUUUCCCCUUGCCCAUCAGUCACAGCUCCGCAAAAGGCUGCUGCACUGCCUCAUGCAUUGAAAUAGAUGAAACCUGAAAGGUCAGAGAGGAGUAGAUUAGUACUUUUGAGUUUGACUUAUUGGAAACACAAGCUGGUCCAUACAGGCAGUCUCUGCACCUUACCACACACCAGCCAGCAGCCCACUUACCAGCCCCACUCUAUACACAAGGCUGAAGCCCACCUGCCAGGGGUUCUGUUGCUAGCAGUGGCUCAGUACUGCUGUCAUCUUCAAGGAGCAUCAGCUGCAAUCUUUUCAGCAUAGAGUACCACAAGCAGUGCUGCUGAUGUAGGCUUUUAAAUGAGGGAAAUAGACCAGAUUUGUAGAUAUCCUUCUCUCAGGCACGGACAAGCAGCCUAUUUCCAGAUGGGUUUUGGCCCAUCAUCAUAGCCCUCAUGAGCAGUUGGGUAAAGUCUGUAAUGUGCCAUGCUGUGCACAUUUUCUCUCUCUGGUUUGCACUAGCAAGAUGAUAACCAAAUACUGCCAUGCCUCAGCAAGCUGUCCUCAGGCUAGGUGCAGGUAGCACUGUGAUUUCUCCUGCCAUGGUCUGUUCAGAGGUUUGUGAGCCUCCUGCCUCCCGUUUCUGUGCCAGCACAGGAAGCACCCUGGUCAGAGAUGCCUGGUGUCAGCACAUUGGCCUGGGUGUCACCACCCUACAAAAGCAGUGUAAUACCAUUACAAAAGUAAUGGGUGAUUGCACUGCCCCUCCCUGUCUGUGUGGCUCUGGGAUGAGGGAUGAGCACAUUUAGGGAAGGACAGUGGUUAUUCCAGCCAGGGAGCUGGGUUUCUGCAUAUAUGACAUGCAGGAUAUAUCUACAGGAACAAUUUCAGUGGGUCUUACACCACCCCUCUCUGCAAAAUCUCACACCAAUAGGCUUCACUCUAACCAUUGGUUCAACAAACAGAGCUGCUGAUUCCUUGCACAGGAACUCAAACAUGCUUUGAGCCAGUCAGGCUACACAGGCUCUUCCCAAGGUGCUUUUCUCUGGAAUUUGUCCUUUAAAGCCUGAGAGAGACAACUGACUCCAGCUCUGAAUGAGCUUGUCUUUACAGGCUCUGCUUCUGCUCCUUGAGCUUCUGGUGGAUUUUCUCCCAGAUUUUUCACUUUCACUUCUGCUAGUCUUUAGCAUUUCUGCUAGUCCUUAGCAUUCUGAUGUUCCCAAGCUUCCUGGUUUACAGUCAGAGAAAAAAGCUACUGCUACCUUGCUAGGGAUUUGCUGUGGAGGGCACUGCAGGCUCAUGCUCUUCGCUGGAGGAUGCAACAGAGUCCCACCAAAGCUUGCAGUGUUGCCUAUAGUGAGAGAUCUCCUUCCUUGCUGUGACCUUUCUAUUUUCUCAUGGCUAUAAAAUGCUAAGCUUGGUUUUAGCUGCAGAUGGAGAAGGUCCUACCCUGAUGUAUAUGUCAGCUAUGCCCACACAGAUAUGAAGCCAAUAUCUUUUCUGCAAAGCUGUCAAAGUCUAGAUCCUUCAGACUGGGUGGGGUUCUGUGUAAUGCCCACAGAACUGCAGAACUCACUGGUAACAUCUCAGACUUAGUACUGCAACUCAGAACGAAAAUAAGCAGCAAGUGGUGAGACUGGGAGACGGGUUUGCAACAACAUCCUCUCCAAAACCUAAACAAUAUUCUUGGCAUAAUCAGUUAAUGUGUCCUCCUUUUGCAUGGCUGUCUGUGAGCUAGAAGGCCUCCUACUGGCGUUGCACUCAGCUGUUCAGGCCAAACCCAGCCAUUCUGGCGUUUGCUGCUCCUAGGAGACACAUCUUCCAAUCUGACUUGUCUUUGCCCUGGUCUUGCCCGCAGAAACCUGAUCACAGAACAUGCUCUGCAUUAUUUAAGCCGGUUUUGACCUCUGCUUCCUUCUGGUAAUUGUGAGGUGUCUGGGAGGCAGUCUCUCUAUGUUAUAAAGAAUGGUUCUCCUGGGAGAAUGUCCUUAUCACCCAAGCAGCAAGGGACAACAUAUCCUUUCAACCCUUUCAAACAGAGGCUGGAAAAAAGACCUUUUCCUGAGGCUAUUUGCAGAGCUGCACGAACUGCUUGCUUAGGCUGUGUGAGAAAAUUCCUUCACUUCUAUACUGGUGCUGUCUUUUGCUUCUCUUUCCCGGGCUCUGGGCCUCUCCUGAAGACUCCUCACAUGCUGCUUUUGAUUUCUAAGUAGCCAAGUGCCUGUCCUCUGGUGUGGCCCUCACCGUUGUCCACAAAUGAACUGCAAAUGAACCUAAACGAGUAGCAAGGUGCAGGGCGGUGGCCAAGGCAAUAAUCGCAAAUUGCUUUCGAUUGUCUGCUCUUACCAGCAAUGCAAUUCCUGUGAUUUUCAUUUCCAUGGCAUCUGGCAUUUCUCAAGUGUAUGUUAUCUGGCCAUGCCCAGCCUUCAGGAGCACUAUGGUGCUGGCUGCUCCAAGGGAAGGGGAUGCUUCUGGGCACACAACUGGAUAAACCGGGUGAUGGCUGGGCCUGUGGAAGCCUGUCCCUGCCCCAGUAGGAUGGCAGCGCCUUUCUGUUGCGCUACAUAGUUCCUCACUGAAAACCUCUCUCAAAGCAGUACAUAAUCUAGUGCUCACAGGAGGCUGAGAGACUCUUUUCCAGCCGGGGAAGGCCAGACAGGAGGGAGGCAGGUCUGCUCUGCAAGCACAGCCUGCCGAACACUGCGUGUGUGCUGGCCUCUGCUGGGCGAAGGCUGAGCGCUCCCAGCCAGCACCUGCACUCCUUUUGGCAAAGGGCAGACUAAGCAGCUCUGUUGCCCGUUUCGCUGUGGCUCCAAAGCAUUUACGCACUUGUUUUGCAAAUCCCAUCUCAGAAUUCACUUCCAUUAGAGCUGCCAGCCUGCAUCGGCAAGAGGAUAACCUCCUGCAUGCUGAACCAAAGCAGCAGCCCACAAAAGAGACCCUCUUUCUGCUUCUUGCAAUGAUCAUAGUGUACAAAGCAGCACUUGUCAUACAGAAAUGCUGCCUGGAUGCCAAUACUUCAGCACACAGAGAUCAAAGAAGAUCAGGAAUCACUGCUAAGAGGCAAAGUAUUUUUAUAAACCACAAGCUAUCAAGAAGAGAAAAACCAAAGCAUGGCAUGAAAUGGUGAGACUUUCUCCUAGUGAACAGCCCUGUGCUCACUUUGUGUUCUGCUGUGUUUUUGCCACCUUAUAGAUUGGUGAUCUGGAGGAGAUUUGAGCAGUGAGGCAGCAUUGUAUGUAUCCAUAAAGGCUUUCUGGGUUACUGAAAAACCCUACCCAACUAAAUGUUAGGGAGCAUAUAUUCAUCACUUGCCAGGGCAGGGUUACAAUCAGUGUGUUAGGGUUAGAACAUGAGACUAUAAUUUUUUUUUUCUGUUCAGGUUGCACACACCAGCUCCUGUGAGUUCUACUGCUUCAGAGACAUCCACGCAGAGACAACACACCUUCCUCCCAACUCUUGUCCCAGUUCUGUCCUUUUCUCUAAGACACAGUCAACUUUUCUCCCUGCACAACAGUGGUGGUUUGGUGCUGUGGUACUAAGAACUUUUCCCAGGUUCGUUUUUUUGCUGUAGUGUGAGUGGGAGAAAGAAGAGGGACAUGCCUGAGUUCAGCAGUGAGGCUAUGCACAUUUCCAGCACUCUUUUAUUAUUAAUGUCAGCUGCAAACAGUAGAAGAUUCAAAUCUUUUUCUUGUGUCAUUGCCAUGAACUCGUAUGACUCAUUGAGAUGGAGGCUGGAGGAUGCUGAUUAAGAAGGGCUUGUAUACUUCAAGCUUUGGUAUUUGGAGUUAAUCUGUGACCCUGAUCUGGACUGGGCAUGUAAAUCUAGAUUAUGGCUGAGUUUUGAGGCUAACUGGCACUUUUUUCACUUCUUUUAUUCUGAGCUGAACAAAGAGAUCUUCGUGUCUCAUGUGUGUGCCUGGUGCACAGCAGAGGAGUGACGUGGGUUUGCUCCAAUAACAGAGCUUAUGCACAGCUUUCCUCACAGCCAUCUAUAUCUCCACAGCUUUUCACAAGCAACGGUUGAGAGGUGGGCUUAGAUACUCAAGCAGCACAGCAGGCUAACCACAGUUACACAGUUUUUGGAUUAGAGCAGGUUCCCAUCUGGCCUGAUCAGAGAAUAGGGCAGAGCAAGUUGGUAUCUGUUUGCAGAAGGCCAUGCAGAGGUAGCAUAAGCACCCUGUGUCUGGAGGGGUGUGCACUAACCAGAAACUGGCACCUUCGAGGUACCUUGCGUUCAAGUGCUCUUCCAUCCUGUGCACUCCUUUUACAUCUUUUUCUUGCUGCAAGGAGGCAGCUGUGAAUAUUAGCACUUCAGCUGUGCCCUCCCACCUACUCUUUGCAGUUCAAACUUACCGGAUUCAUCCACACAAACAUCACAUCUGAACUGGACAGGGUUAAAUUAAAGCCAUUACUCUAUUAAAGCCAGGCUUUGAACAGGGUGAUUGGAUUUGCAAAGAAGUGCUAAUUUCAAGCUGCUCUUGGGCAAGCCCUUGCAGCCCAGGCUGGAAGGUGUCAGACUGGAAAAAAAAUUCUGCCCCUGGCAGGGCCACACAAAUCACCAUAACUCUUUGUGCCCC
This is a messenger RNA of Corvus hawaiiensis (hawaiian crow), 13422 nucleotides long. RefSeq names its product basic leucine zipper ATF-like transcription factor (gene BATF). The coding region runs from base 7461 to 7838 and encodes 125 amino acids. Gene Ontology annotation, cellular component: nucleus. The transcript has 5 exons. The record is from RefSeq and is a predicted model, not a curated record. Lineage: Eukaryota; Metazoa; Chordata; Aves; Passeriformes; Corvidae. Gene Ontology annotation, biological process: regulation of transcription by RNA polymerase II. Gene Ontology annotation, molecular function: DNA-binding transcription factor activity, RNA polymerase II-specific; RNA polymerase II cis-regulatory region sequence-specific DNA binding.